CUCUGCCUCCCCAGCGGGCAAGGUCCAGGGAGCAGGGCCCUGGUCCCCUCCUCCCGUGCCCCUUCGCAGCCGAGCUGAGUGGGUUUCAAAGGCUGCUGGUCAGCAAAGGGAUGGGGGGGAAGUGCCUGCAACAUGCGUCGAGAAGGGGGCUCUGCUGUUGCCAAAAUAAUCGGCAGUAAUGUGAAAAAAAUGCAAAAGUUUGCUUCCACAGUAAAAAUGUGGGUCUUUGAAGAAAAUGUUAAUGGAAGAAAACUGACAGAUAUAAUAAAUAAUGAACAUGAAAAUGUAAAAUAUCUACCUGGAUACAAGCUGCCAGAAAAUGUGGUUGCUAUCCCCAACCUUAAUGAAGCUGUGCAAGAUGCAGACAUGUUGGUCUUUGUCAUUCCGCAUCAGUUCAUUCAUAAGAUCUGUGAUGAGAUCAGAGGGAGGGUACCCAGGCGAGCUGUUGGUAUAACUCUUAUCAAGGGGAUAGAUGAAGGCCCUGAGGGACUCAAGCUGAUUUCCGAUAUUAUUCGAGAGAAAAUGGGAAUAGACAUCAGUGUGCUGAUGGGAGCUAACAUUGCCAAUGAGGUAGCAGCAGAGAAGUUUUGUGAAACCACAAUAGGCAGUAAAAUUCUGGAAAAUGGCCUUCUCUUCAAAGAACUCCUGCAGACCCCAAAUUUCAGAAUAACUGUAGUGGGUGAUGCAGACACAGUUGAGCUUUGUGGUGCUCUUAAGAACAUAGUGGCGGUAGGAGCUGGAUUUUGUGACGGGCUUCACUGUGGCGAUAAUACCAAAGCUGCUGUUAUUCGACUUGGCCUAAUGGAGAUGAUUGCAUUUGCAAAAAUUUUUUGCAAGGGGCAGGUAUCUACAGCUACUUUUCUGGAGAGUUGUGGAGUGGCUGACCUGAUUACCACAUGUUACGGAGGCCGUAACCGAAGAGUGGCUGAAGCAUUUGUUAAAUCGGGGAAGUCCAUUGAAGAAUUGGAACAGGAGAUGCUUAACGGUCAGAAACUCCAAGGACCACUGACUUCUGCAGAGGUGUUUCGCAUCCUCAAGCAGAAAGGGUUAGUGAAAAAGUUUCCACUGUUCACAGCUGUUUAUCAAAUCUGCUAUGAAGGAAGACCUGUCCAAGAGAUGAUAUCUUGCCUUCAGAGUCAUCCAGAGCAUAUUUAAAAUUAAUUGUGCAAUUUUACAAGUGCAGCUUCUGCCUUUCCAAUUCUUACUUGGGUUCAAGUGGAUUAACACUAAGCUCCAUAAGAAACUGCUCACUAGACAACCAUAGCAACGUGAUUGAGAAUGAAUUGCUAUAGUUUUUUCAACCUAGUUUGAUAGACUUGUGCAGUGUUGGAUUGGUGACUGCCAUUUUACUGCCUAAAAUGCAGAUGUUUUAAGAUAUAUGAUACAAAACUUGCACUAUAUAUAAGUAUGCAUUUGUGAAUGUUCGUACAGUACAAGACACAAAUGAUAUUUAAUCAUUUCUCCAUCUCCAGUUUUCUUCUAAGGACUUCAUCAAAUACCCACUAGAGAUAGUGGAGAAAAUCCCAUUGGCUUUGAGUCAAAUCUUCCUGUAGUAGCUUGCUUUUCCAGAACUUUUUUAUUCUGUAGUGUAUAUAGAACCAGUUUUCAGUUUGCAGGUGUGCAUGUUUUUUGCUGGCAUUAAUUUAAGCAAUAUUAAUAGCAAGCAAGUGAUAAUACCUAUUCAUGGAGGGAGGGAAGAGAUUGGCAUUUUAAUUAACUUUCUUCAUUUAGUGAUGUCAUGGUACGUAGACGGUCACAAAUUGUCAGACUAGUUAAAACCUAUUUUUAAAGUGGAUUUAAUCCUUUAAGUGUAGUAUUUUAAAGGGGACAUUAUCUGCCCUCAGUUUUUAUUCCUCUUUCUUCACAUUUUGUAUUCCUACAUUUCUCUUGCUGUUCAUACAUAUUAAGCUAUUUUAGAAUUCCAUUAGAAAGGAAAAGCGACAGGUUUUUUAGCAGAACAUGCUCCAGUAUGGGGCUCUGUGGUUCGUCCAUAUACUGUACUGUGUUUUUAUAUAUUUGGGGUUGUUUUGGAGGGGGAGGGGGCAUUCUCGUGGCACCUACUGCUCAGAGCUGCCAUGCUGCUGUUUUCCCUUAACCGUCAGCUACCAAGAGCUGUACUUCAUACCACACAUCAAGGAAUUCCCAGUAGUUCCUGUUUGUAUUGGCAAAUGAAUUGUAUUUCUUUCUGCUAACUGCAUUUCAGUGCCUAAAAUGACAGGGUCCACUGGUCUCUGUGGACUUGAUCUAACUUCCAGUCAAGUAAAUAAAACAUGUUUCUUGUUCUUUAACUUAAAAGACUUUUGGUGGGGGUUGGACCAAGCCUUGUCUGACCAAUCAGCCUGACUGCUUCUCACAGGUCAUGCCAUCUCUCUCUUUCCCUAGUAUCUUAAGAAAGGAAGGGCCAAAAAUGGUUAACCAGAAGGUUAAUUUGACCUCUCAGUGGAGAGAGGUGUGUUGCAAAACGAUCUGGGUACCCCUGAAAUAUCUUUUAAAAGAAGAUUCUGAUGGAUGAAGAGGUAGAUAAAUGGAUCUUUCUAGCCCAUGAUUAUAUUUAUUUAAAUGUAGUCUUAAUGGACACACCACGGGCUAGGCUUAUCAAGAGAGAAACUUUCACUGGGGCCUGGGAAAUAAAAUCAGCUUAGAAACUGCUGGAGUUAACAUUGCACCAUUUUGAGAAGUAUCUGGCUAGUUUGAAUACACACGCCUAGUCCUCAGGCAUAUUUGGGGACUGAUUGCAUUGUUUACAGACCAGAAAGUUUUCAGCAUGAAGUUUUAAGAUGUCAUUCAGUAAGACAAAGUGGAUGCCUAAGAAUAAUUGUCAUCCUCUCUUAAAGUGCAUUAUGUAGCCUGGAUGUUUAUGACUCUGGAAGAAGAGAGCAUUAAGGCAGCUUUGUUUAAACAGAAAGAUAUUUCAUCACAGGGGUGACAUUUUAUGUACUCUUAUUGCACUGUAUUGCUCUACAUUAUUUUUUUAGCAGAUCAUGUGAAUGUCUUGGAAAAUAUUCAGGGCUAUAAAGGCUCAUUUUGUUGUGGUUUUUUGCCUUCUCUUUCUCUGCACUUAGCACUGGGGCAGGAAUCGCUGAUCAAACAGAUCUGAGAGAGAUUAUUAUUCCUGCUCAAGACUAUGUAAAGGGCAUUUUAAGAUUGAAAUAACUGACAUAACGCACAAAUGAAGCAUUCACUCCUCGCUAUAUCAUAACUCACAGUGGGUCUCCUUAUAGUAAAGUACUUUGUUAUAAAUGCCACACUGGGGGCUUUGCCUUUAUAUAUUUUUUUUUAACAUUCAUUAUGUAGAAAACUAAAAUUUUAUAAAAUACAUAAAGGGCUAUAUAAGCUAAAUGUGAAUUAAUUAAUUAUAUAUAUAUAUAUAUAUUAUAAGUUGAUUUCCUUUAUUCUUAUACUCAUUUCUCGAAUUUUUUUUUUAAAUUAGGAUUUGGAUUUUUUAAUACAAGCUCAUCCAAUGACAGCCAGCAGAAGGUUUGUUUGUUGAAUCAUUUUCUUAAAUCUACAAUUCCACUCCCUUUUUCUUAUAUUUCCCCCAAUAAAAUGCUUCCUGCAAUUAAUGAAUUUAUCUUGUUUUCAUUUCUGUAGGAAGUUAUUCCAGCAUUUGUAUUUGCAUUUUAGAGCUUGAAAACUUUUGGCUUGACACUUUUUUCAUUAAUACUUAUUAGUGAAGAUAUGACUGUGAUAUGUCUACCAGGACUCAAAAUUAUGGCCUGACUCUGUGAACACUAUACCUACUCUUAUGCAUAGUUGUGCCAUACAAGACACUAUGCCCAAUAAUAAGGAUAUUUUUUGUUUUCUUAUGUAUUUCAGAUCAGGUCCUAAAUUUAACUGUCUUGACUAAUUUAUGAAUAAUAAUUGCUAAGGGAAUUGCAUUCCAUUUUCUACUAGUACCUACCAAACUAGCCCUUUACACGUGUACUGUAUUUGUGUAAGGAUUGCAAACAGAUGCCUAUUUGAAAGCUUAGUACAAUAAACUUUUUAUCUUGGAGUGA
This is a messenger RNA of Gavialis gangeticus (Gharial), 3998 nucleotides long. It is a transcript of the gene GPD1L, whose product is annotated as glycerol-3-phosphate dehydrogenase 1-like. Gene Ontology annotation, biological process: carbohydrate metabolic process; glycerol-3-phosphate catabolic process. Gene Ontology annotation, molecular function: protein homodimerization activity; glycerol-3-phosphate dehydrogenase [NAD(P)+] activity; NAD binding. The transcript is spliced from 8 exons. Bases 133 to 1155 code for a protein of 340 amino acids. Lineage: Eukaryota; Metazoa; Chordata; Crocodylia; Gavialidae. Gene Ontology annotation, cellular component: glycerol-3-phosphate dehydrogenase (FAD) complex; cytosol. The record is from RefSeq and is a predicted model, not a curated record.